This is a messenger RNA of Acanthaster planci (crown-of-thorns starfish), 2584 nucleotides long. RefSeq lists its product as uncharacterized. The record is from RefSeq and is a predicted model, not a curated record. NCBI's taxonomy places the organism in Eukaryota, Metazoa, Echinodermata, Asteroidea, Valvatida, Acanthasteridae.
GGAACUUUUCAUUUUCUACCAGCACCGGGAGUUGUGUGUUGGUAGUCAUGUCCAUUGUGUGGAUGGUUCUUUGUGUUGUUUGUAUGACACAAGUUGUAGGUUCCACUCCGACAAGCAAGCGAAGGAGACGAGGCGCUGAUGAAUGGGUUGCGGCUGUCCGGGAUAAUAUCUGUCCGUGGGCCUUGUGCAAAUUCGUUUGCAAUGGAGGGACAACCUGCGACUUAGUCCCACCAGACUUCGAAGGUAGUGGACCGCUUUCCCGAUCCCGUAUGUGCUAUGCAUACAUACAGCCAGGUGAGAGAGCUGCACGUGAGAAUUCCUGCAUAGAAGGACCAAGGGAGGACUUGUGUGCCUGUAUUACUGAUACCUCCCCGCGCAGAUUACAAAUAGGUUAUGGACGAAAUGAACGAGACCGAGGAAAGCCAGGCGACGAUGAUAUCGACAAUCUAUGUAGAUCUAUUGGGUCAAGCUAUGCAUGUCCCGCGUCAACACAGACAGACUCGACAGCACCUACGACCACGACGUCUACAACGACGACCGAGUCUCCAGCAACAAGUAGAUCACCCGCCAAUGUCCCAGACAGCACAACAGACAUAGCCACAGCAGCAGUGAACACACGCCCAGGGUCAAUGUCAUCCGAUGAGGGCGCUCCGCUCUACAUUCAAUAUUGGCUCCCUGCAAUACUUGGAAUGAUCUUAGUUAUCCUGCUGGUGGCGCUGUUCAGGCGAAGGCAGCGUUCCAAAAAAGCCCCUUCCCAAGUGAACCCGAUGGCCCGCACAGGAGGGCUUAAAGUAAACAGUCACAUCUCCCUUCAUCGGAAGUCCUCCGAGAUGAUGAGCAUCACUGGUAGUGAUGUUGUGACUUUUGGCGCCAGACCGAGAACUUCGCCCGUCAUGUCCGCUGAUGGUGCGAGUCCAGACAAAAGCGAUAGCGGUUAUGAGUGCCCUGAUCCUGUAGCAGCGGCGCCACAUCUGUGCAAUGUGGACUCGGAAACCACGACCAGUAACAGUCAGCAACCGUCUUCUGAAUACCUGGAUCUUAAUAACGAUACUUCAGACCAGUCCAAAACUGACAUACGUGACUACACCACUGUUUCCAAUGUCCCUGUUGACCUGGAUUUGACUCCCAAGUCUCACAGCACAAAAAGUAUGGUAAAAAAGAUUAAUCAUGGCGCUCCACUGGAUCACCCAGCACCAUCCGAUGACGAUCCGAAUAUUGCUGGUUAUGAUGAUGUUGUAGUUGAAAAGAAUUUCAAAAAGCUGGCUGUUGAUGCAGGGCAAGAUCGGUCCUAUGUGAACAAAAAAAACUUUGCGAAGCAUCGAAUUCUGGUAAACACUAUACCAGUUCCGAAACGGAACGAUGGUAAAGCCGGGGCAAAAGGCUCAAUGCCAGAAAAAGGUCAGGAAUCUCAGGAUUGGGUCAAGCCUGCAGUCUCUACGAAAGAUGCCUACGACUAUGCAGAGAUUUCAUCGUAUCCCAGUCCAGAAUCGGCACAAGCCAACAAGGGCCAGGAAUCUCAAGGCCCGGUCAAAGUUGACCGAGAUCCUCCAAUCCCUACCGAGUACGUCUACGACUAUGCAGAGAUUCCAUCUGAUCCUCAUCGCUGUAUAACAUCAGCAUCACAGCGAGACGAGAAACCUUUGGGUCAGGUCAAUCUUGACAGGGAUCCCCUGGGCUCCACUGACAAUGACUGCGACUAUGAGGUUCCCUCGGCUUCUCAUCGGACUCCCUGUACUUCUUCGCUAGCGUGUGCUGAGAGCAUCGCACAGGGAAAAGUCCAGUUGAAUGACGGGUGUUAUCAGGCUUUAGACCCGCUUGGACUUGAAAAAGCAAAUACGUACACACCACUGAUUCUGGACAGUAACCCAUGAUAAAGCUGUUAUCGAGUGUGCGGAAAAAACUGACACUCGGGAAAUGGAAGAUCUUUCUUUGUUUUGAAUGCAUUUGCCAAGUAAGAAUGAUGAUACAAAUUAAGUUUUUCAGUUUUUCCACAAAAUUGUUAAAGUUUGUCAGUAAAUAAGACAUUGACUUUUUCAGAAAUAUUUACAGUGUUUUGAAAUUCAUUAUUUGUACAAUAACAGGCUGUCAUUUUACAAUAAAUAAAAAAAAAUCCGAGACCUGUGAUCAACAUUUCGUUCGUUUCAAACUUAGCAGUCACUCUAAACCAGUCCCCGUAACAAGACUGAUUAAGCUCGAGGCGAGAUAUGAUUAUCAUUUAAUGCGAGAUUAUUUUUAAAAGUGCGUGUAAUUUGUUGAUAUGCCCGUUUACAAACUUUUUUUUGUGGACAUAAUUAUUUUCAUAUGUUUCAAAGCAGGUCCCAUUAUCAUGCGUUCUAGAUCACCCUGUGUGUUAUUUGUUUAUGAUGUUCAGCCGAAAUGUAAAAUAUCUUACUACUUCGCAAACGCUUCAGUACUCAUUUACUCCCACAGAAAUGCUUUGCUUUGUGAAAAUAAAGCUCCACAAUACACAUAAUACUAGGCAUUAUUAUGUAUUGACCUCCCAAAUGCCUAUGCGUGUUUGCUUACGGGAGAUGACUCCAUAAUAGUUGGCAUUAUGGAAUUUUAAUAAUUCAUCCGAAGAUUU